CUCAAACUGACAAGUGCUGAACGACUAAUUUGUCUACAAGUUAGUACUUUGUAGUUGAACAUAGUUUGUCGAACUUUUGAAGGUUGUAUCUGUCAAUUUAAGGUUAUUCCAAAAUAUUGUAAUUAUGACGACGGUAAAAGUUGCAAAUGAACAAGAAUUAAUCAAAAAGUUAUCUUCGUAUGUAGAAAAAAUUUCAAACGAUUCUAUCAACAACCGGGGAAAAUUUUUCGUCGGUCUUUCCGGAGGAUCAGUGGUGAAAUAUCUGUGUGAAGGAUUACCAGGUAUUAACACAGAUUGGUCAAAAUGGGUAUUGGCCUUUUGUGACGAGAGAGUUGUACCAGAAGACAGCGAGGAUUCAACUUUUGGCACAUAUAAUAGACAAUUAAUACCUAAAACUGAAUUAACGAAAGAUCAAUUCAUUGUUAUUAAGCAAGGGGUUACUGCUGAAGAAGCAGCCAAGGAUUAUACUGAGAAAUUGACAGCAUCUUUUAAAAGUAACAAUUUCAAAUUUGACCUCUUGUUAUUGGGCAUGGGGCCAGACGGCCACACAUGUUCACUUUUCCCAGGUCAUCCUUUACUUGAAGAGACUGCGUUAAAAAUUGCACCAAUAACUGAUUCACCAAAACCACCACCGAGCAGAGUGACAAUGACAUAUCCAGUAAUUAAUAAUGCUAGAAACUGCAUCUUUGCAAUCAGUGGUGCCGGCAAAGCUGAAAUGAUAAAACGCAUAUUAAAAAAUAAAGAAGACUUACCUGCAACUAGAGUAAAGCCUGAAGGUUCAUUGUAUUGGAUUGUAGACAAUGCUGCAGCAGAAUAUUUGUAGUAUCUUAUUUAUUUAUUAAAAAAUAGAAGAAAAAGUAACUUGAAGCAAUAAUAACAACUAAAUUCUUCUGACGAUUUUUUGCUGUAAUAUUGUGAUAUAAAUUUAGUGCCUUGUACUACUGCUUGGAUUUUAUAUGGUUUUUUUUAUAUUAUUUACAAUUUGAUAGCUACUGUUAAGUAUGCAUUUAUUGUUGGUUUAUGUGAAGUACAUUCCUGUUUUAAUAAAAAAUAUUUAAGAUA
This is a messenger RNA of Vanessa atalanta (red admiral), 1062 nucleotides long. It is a transcript of the gene 6pgl, whose product is annotated as 6-phosphogluconolactonase. The transcript has 4 exons. The coding region runs from base 125 to 823 and encodes 232 amino acids. Gene Ontology annotation, biological process: pentose-phosphate shunt; carbohydrate metabolic process. NCBI's taxonomy places the organism in Eukaryota, Metazoa, Arthropoda, Insecta, Lepidoptera, Nymphalidae. Gene Ontology annotation, molecular function: 6-phosphogluconolactonase activity. The record is from RefSeq and is a predicted model, not a curated record.